Mustela lutreola (European mink) is the source of this 1826-nucleotide messenger RNA. RefSeq names its product chromosome 16 C19orf12 homolog (gene C16H19orf12). Bases 617 to 1042 code for a protein of 141 amino acids. The record is from RefSeq and is a predicted model, not a curated record. Lineage: Eukaryota; Metazoa; Chordata; Mammalia; Carnivora; Mustelidae. The transcript has 5 exons.
UCGCCCUGCCAAGGCCUAUGGAAGACAGAAGGCAAGACCUGCUCAGCUUUGGCCUCUGUGGCUAUGAAGAUGGUCCAGGGGACUUGCUCUUUUGAUUUUUCGAGAGAAAUCAGGAAUCAGAUGGAUGUGAAAUAUUAUUUUUAAAUACUGGCAACACUGGUCAUUGAAAAGUCUGGGGGCUAAUCUGACAGUGCUGGUGGGGUCCACAUGGGACUUUUGCACCAGGGCCUGCAGAGGUGAGGACACAAGACUUGCAAGAGUCAGGCCACACAGAGGAGUUUCAUAAAUUCCAACAGAGAAGUAGAAAGUACUGAGGAUGACAGCCACAGUGCCACGUCUUGCUGUGGUGUGAAGCUGUUGAACCCAGCCAGAGGUGGGCCACAUCCUCUCGUGCCCUCCCACACACCAGGACACCUGCUGGCCCUCCAGGUCUACAGAGCCCUGGGCUCCUGCCUUGGGCUGGUCUGCCUGGGCUGAGUGGAGGUUGGGAGGUGGAGAAGGCGGCAUGGACUCUGUCUACAAGGGGUUGCAGUAGUGAGCAAAGGGGCAGGAAGCCCGGAGGUGUGCUGGCAGGUCCAGGACACAUGGUGCCAGAGCGGGGGCAGGGCUCGCCAAGAUGCCCAUCGUGAUGGAAGAUGUCAUGAAGCUGCUAUGCUCCAUCUCUGGGGAGAGGAAAAUGAAGGCGGCCGUCAAGCACUCUGGUACAGGUGCCCUGGUCACAGGGGCUGUGGCCUUCGUUGGUGGUCUGGUCGGAGGUCCACCUGGACUAGCUGUUGGAGGGGCUGUCGGGGGCCUCUUAGGUGCAUGGAUGACAAGUGGACGGUUCAAGCCAAUUCCUCAGAUCAUAAUGGAGCUGCCACCCAGUGAGCAGCAAAAGCUCUUUAAUGAAGCCUCCACCAUCCUCAGGCACCUGGACUGGACGGACGCUGUGCAGCUGACCACACUGGUCAUGGGCAGCGAGGCCCUGAAGCAGCAGCUGCUGGCCAUGCUGGUCAACUACGUCACCAAGGAGCUCCGGGCUGAAAUUCAGUAUGAUGACUAGGUCGUUCCUCCUGGAAGUGGGGAUCUCAUUUAGAUGAUUCCUGGGCCUCCCAGGCGGGGACGGGGAGUUGGGGAAGCCCCACACCAUCAUGUAUUACCUAAACGGAGUGAAACCUGCUGGAGAAGCUCCUAUUGUGCUGUAUCAUGUUCUGGAAAUUAUUUAUGAAGACACUGGAUUUUGAGUCGUGUGCACUAAUAAUGCAUAGUGACACCCCUUUUGCUUGGAGGCUGGUGAAAAGUGAAGCCGUGCCUGCUGCAGACGUGGAUGACAGCUUCUUGAAUCCACAGUCAUUCAUAUGGGGGCACAGCAGGAGGCCUCUGUGUUCCGUCUCCUCACCUGUGACGAUGAGCCCUGUCUGAAGCACCUAUUACAGGACUGGUUCCUCCCCUGGGGCUCAGGGGCUUAGGGCCAAGAGCUGCCCCGUGCCGGAAUCAUGUUUACCUCAUGUGUCGCCUCCCUGACCAGUGGCUGAGUGGCCCCAUGGAGGGGCAGUUGCCUGGGGAGCGAAGCCAAAAACAUCCAGGCACCCAGCCCUUCUCUACGCAGCACACCUGGGCCCUCCUCUUCCCAGGGGCUUCGUCUCAUCAUCGGACAAGUCGUGGUAGUUCUUGAAUUUUGCUUUUAAAAUGAAGUACUUACAGCAAAGAAAAUGACUCUUUCUGAUGUGGUGGGAUCUAAGCAAUGCGUCCACCCUGAAUUUCCCCUAAUACUGUAUUCCCUUGGCUUUCAGAACCCUAACUUGACUAGGUAUCAUCAAAUUGCAAUAAAUGUUUUCUGAACAGGA